Molecule: messenger RNA, 1960 nt
Organism: Aspergillus ruber CBS 135680
Lineage: Eukaryota; Fungi; Ascomycota; Eurotiomycetes; Eurotiales; Aspergillaceae
Product: putative MFS transporter
Exons: 11
Coding region: 272-1888 (538 amino acids)
Biological process (GO): transmembrane transport
Cellular component (GO): membrane
Molecular function (GO): transmembrane transporter activity
Source: RefSeq, a predicted model, not a curated record
CCGGACUUGGGCCGCUGAAAAGAAAUACUGGGAUACGAGAACAUCAAAGAAAGUCGAUUCUGCGAAUGGACUGGGGUAUGCUGGUAUGAUAGACGGUAUUGGUUCCUGUGGCUUCGCAUUAAUCUCUUCCCCUCCCCAUGGGGUUGAGGAUGGCCACGCUAUGUCAUCAAGUAGUUCUGUAUAAAUGGGAUUAGUCCCCCUAUUUUGUUUAUACUCUUAAUAGCUGAGGGGGCUUAUUGUUUCUCAUCUACCAGUCUACUUACGGUAAAAGAUGUCUCGGGAAGCAGAGAUCUCCAAAACUGAAGAACGACAUGUCGAAUCCAUCGAGCCAGAAACCCAUCCACAGCACCGAUCAACCGAUAAACCAAAAGAAAAUGAUGUUGCCGGCCCCAUAAAUGACCUAGGAUGCUCCCCCAUCCUCACAAAGGAGACCAACACCCACGUCCUCCGGAUGAUCGAUCUGCGACUCCUCCCAAUUCUUCUAGGCGUCUACUUCCUACAGCAAAUUGAUAAGACUACUUUAUCCUACGCAUCUGUGUUCGGGCUAAUUGAAGAUGCAAACCUCCACGGUCAGCAAUACUCCUGGCUCGGCUCGGUUGUCUAUCUCUCUCAACUGGUCGUCCAGCCGCUCGUCGCGUAUAUUCUGGUCAAGGUGCCGCUGGGGAAAUUCUUAGCCAUUACUAUGUUGCUUUGGGGAAUUGCGUUAACAUGCAUGACACCAUCGGACACAUUUGCGAAGCUGUUGGUUUGUCGGUUGUUCUUGGGUGCUUUUGAGGCGGGAAUUCCACCGGCUUUUAUUGCGGUUACGCAGAUGUGGUAUCGACGUCUUGAACAACCUGUUAGACUGGGCUCUUGGUACGCGAUGAACGGUGUUGUCAAUAUGUUUGGGAGUUUGAUAACAUAUGGCCUUGGUCAUAUUCAGUCUCACAUUUUUGAGUCCUACCAGAUAAUCUUCUUGUUCUUCGGUCUCAUUACGGUCACAUUUUCUGCAGUUGUACUGUGCUUUAUGCCGGACUCUCCGGUGCGAGCCAAGUUUCUCAAGGAAGAGGAUAAGCUUGUUGCAAUUGAGAGGCUCCGAAUGAAUCAACAGGGUGUCGAAAACAAUCAAUGGAAAUGGGACCACGUUAAGGAAGCCUGUCUAGACCUAAAAACAUGGUUUUGGUUCGUGCUGAUGUUUGCUAUAUCACUCCCAAGCGGUGGCAUAUCCACCUUCGGUCCCCUAAUUAUCGAGUCCUUCGGUUUUGACCAAUUCAAGACGAUCCUCUUCAAUAUCCCCUUUGGCGCAGUUCAGCUCAUCGCGACCAUGGGGGGAGCAUGGCUAGCCACUGUACUGAAAAUGAAGGGACCUGUUAUUGCCUUACUAUGUCUGUUCUCGAUUGCUGGUUGUGUGAUGUUGUUGCGCAUCGCACAUGAUGCUGCUCAUAAGGGACCUUUAUUGGCAGGGUAUUAUAUUAUAUCUGUCUAUCCAGGCAUAACACCACUGAUAUAUUCAUGGUCCGCCGGUAACACAGCAGGCGAAACAAAGAAGAAGGUCACGACCAGUCUUCUGUUAAUCGGUCAAUGCACUGGUAAUGUCGUUGGUCCUAAUCUAUACACGACCGCCGAUGCACCACUCUAUAGACGAGGCUUAAUCUCGAGCCUUGCGAUGUUCUGCGUUCUAAUCUUGCUCAGUUUAUUGAAUACGGCAUACCUCUUCCUCCUAAACAAGAAACACAAGAAUAAGCGAGUCUCCGUGGGCAAAAGCGCCAGAAUCGUCGAUAAAUCCAUGGCUGCCAUCGGAACAGUGUUUAAAGAAGAGGAGGGCAAAGUCCAGCAGGAGGGUGUUGAUGAUAAUGCACUCAGAGAUCUGACAGAUUUGGUUAAUGAGGAUUUUGUCUAUGUAUACUGAUUUUUGUCCUGUGUCUUUGUUUAGGCUUGGAUAGGUUUGUACGUAGUAGGAAUAUUAUGGACUAAGCGGGUG